UGAUUUUUUUUUACUUUUAAGACUUUUUUCCUUUUUUCCAGUUGUUUUUAUUAAUCUCAGUGAAAGUCCGUUGACCAUUUCAAUAGAUGCAGCAUCAUUCUUUACACAGCUCUAUUACCGUUGAGUACUGACCUCUGGACGGCUGCUAAUAGUUGCUUCACCAGCCGCCGCUCAGAAUCUGUGCAAUAUAUUUACUUGCUAGCUCGGCCUUCGUUUGACUUAUCUGCAGCUUGAAGGUGAGCGUGGAAUCGUGGAUGUCCGGAAUGAUGAAUGGUAUGGACAGUUGCGCUCCUGCACAGAACGGCACGGCAUCGUCAAACUCAUCGCAGUCCGGCAUGGUUGAAGAAAGCAAAACCAACCUCAUCGUCAACUACCUGCCCCAGAGCAUGACCCAGGAGGAAAUCAGGUCCCUCUUCUCAUCCAUAGGCGAGCUCGAGUCAUGCAAACUCAUCAAGGAUAAAGUAACAGGUGGCGAGGAUGUUAGCGCGGGCAUGCCGGGAUACCGUGGCUCAGGUCAGAGCCUGGGCUACGGCUUCGUGAACUACGUACGUACGGACGACGCUGAGCGAGCCAUCAGUCAGCUCAAUGGCUUGCGUUUGCAGAACAAGACAAUCAAGGUGUCGUACGCGCGACCCAGCAGCGAGGCCAUCAAGGGGGCAAACCUCUACGUGUCGGGGCUACCCAAGAGCAUGACUCAGCAGGAUCUGGAGAACAUGUUCCGCGCAUUCGGAUCUAUCAUCACAUCGCGCAUCCUCUGUGACAACAUCACUGGACUGAGCAAGGGAGUUGGAUUCAUCCGCUUCGACCAGCGCGUGGAGGCAGAUCGCGCUAUCCAAAAACUGAACGGGUCAAUCCCUGAGGGAGCGAGCGAACCCAUCACUGUCAAGUUUGCCAACAAUCCUUCGAACAACAGCAAGACGGGAGUACCUCCCUUGGCAGCUUACCUCUCCCCCCUGGCUCGACGCUUCGGAGGACCAAUUCAUCAUCCAGCGGGCAGGUUCCGCUACAUUCCGCUGUCGCCGCUAACCAGACACUCAACCAUGGUGUUCCCUCAAGUGAAAACCAUAGAUUCUGUGCCUGAGGAGCCGACCAAUGUCACCACUGAUUUGAAAAGCAAGUUAGUGGACGGCGUUCCCCACAGGUAUUCGCCUGGCACUGGCGAGAAUCUCCUGGGCAACCAGCUUCUGCCCGGCUCUGCGCUCAGCGGCUCGGGCUGGUGUCUCUUCGUGUACAACCUCGCUCCCGAGACUGAAGAGAACAUUCUGUGGCAGCUCUUCGGGCCGUUCGGUGCCGUGCAAAACGUUAAAGUCAUCAGGGACCUGCAAACAAACAAAUGCAAGGGCUUUGGCUUCGUCACCAUGACCAAUUAUGAUGAGGCAGUCGUUGCAAUCCAGUCUCUGAAUGGCUACACACUUGGCAACAGAGUCCUGCAAGUGUCGUUCAAGACCAACAAACACAAAAGCUAAGGUGCUGCUACAGCUGCUCCUCCGUGACCUCCAUCCUUAUGUAUAGGGGUGUAACCACUACUGAGCCACGCUAGUCAACUGGUGACCACUUGGACAUAAGCUUCAUCCUCAUUACUUCUGAUGGGUGAUACGAUCCAUCCAAAUGGCCACCAGUCUAACGUUCCCUAUUCUUUUCUAUCUUCUUGUUUUUUCUUGCCUGGCCAACUUUUCUUGCUGGUCGGUCCAUCUUUUCCUUACAUCUAUCCGAAUAUAUGUAUAUUUAGACCAAUCGAGAAUGCAAACGAAGUAUGGUAAUAUACCUGCUAAUAUUGAAAGCGUCUACUUGGAGUUAGAGAAGCACGAAACUAAAAUAUUAACAUAACAGGCUGCUCUUCACCUCCUAUGCCGACGGUUGUAACUCAGUGACAAGACGCUGCUAUUGCUGCGGCUACUGCGACUUGUCAACCUUCUCCAACUUGUUCAAUUUUACGCACUAAGGUAUCAAGGAAAUGCCUGAUGGCUCUCAGGUCUGACAACUUUAGGCUAAAAAAUAACCAGGUCAACAUAGUUUCCAACUGCGAAAUUUUGUCUGGUAUUCGUUAGAUCAACAUUUGUAAAUCAUCAAAAGAAUGCUAAAAUACCAAUCUAGUUUUUGAAUUGGUUACGUCCAUGUUGCUUGACUCAUUUUGAUUCCGCGCAGUCAUGGCUAGGCUGUUAACUAUGGGCCUGUUGCCUCAGUGUCUGUUAACCUCUGAAGGAGCCUUGUCCCUUCCAUGGCGAAGACGAGAUAUGGUCUCGCCAUCAGCACCUUCAUGAAGAUCUUCACAAUGGACUUGUCUAUUUUGUGAGUAUUUCAGUAGUGUGAAGUGACGCGUCGAGAGUCGCAGCAGCAGCAGCGAGCAACCGCUACGUUGCUUCUCCCGUGGCAUCGAUGCGACGCCCUGGUGUCCAAUGUACCCCCUCUGAACCAUCGAUGCGUUUAUUCGCGUUGUGACUUGGAAGAUAUUCGUCUCUAAGUCAUGGUUUUAUUUCUUCGUACGUAUUUAUCUUGUAUUUAAUGCGAUGGUUGAUGUGUUUUAUUGUCAUUAUAGUGAACACACUUUUCCGUGUGGUUGUAUUUUUUCGCUAUUAAAAUGGCUCUUGAAUACUGCUCCCUAUUAGAUGUUUUAGGGACACAUUUUUCGAUUUUUCUUUAAUUUGUUUCGCUUGUGAUACGGAAGUAUUUUUCUAGUCUUCAUUUCAGUCAUAGAAUUAUGAGUUCUUAGUUCUAGAUGCAUUUAAGUUUAUUCAUUUACGUGUUAUUCCUUUUUUCUAAGUAGUUUGAUAUGAUUUCUUCAUCGGAAGCAUUUUUCUUUUCCUUGUAUUAACGAGACUUUUAUGUUAUUCAUACUUAACAAAUAAAAGUUUUUGUUUCUUUACUUUGCAGUUUUUUUCAGUUCCUUUAAUUUUGUUUCAUUGCUGACUAAUUACGUUAAUUGAUGAUAGCGAUGUCAUUUUUGCUUCUUCGUUUAUUGACAUUAUGCUUUGGCAUGCUAAUUUUCUUGCUAUACAAUAGAUGAGGAUGAGAGAGCCGCAACAACCUGCUCUCUUGUUCUCUCCUUAAGUCAUCAAGUUUGACUAGAAUUGCACCCUCGGAUAAUCAGUCGUUAAGUUUCUGUCUUGUUGCGCUUAACCUAGCCAAGUCUGACAGCCUGUAAUACCCACAUCCCCUCGGAUUUUGGGGCACAAAAGAAAUGUGGAACUGUGGAAGAGAAGAGUUGAGCGCAAGCUCCUAGACGAUAUUAUAUCAUAGUGUGUAAGAUGGAAGAAAUGGCAGUCUAUUCAACAGCUCUUUGAAGGCAGCAGACGAAUCUGGAUUUGUUUCCGAUGGUGGAAUCGAUAAGUUCACCGCACGCAGGCAAAGGCGCUUCUGACAUCCGAUUACGAGAGAGAAUGAGAGAGUAGCCUGUCGGUCAUUUAAUGUCUAUAUGUUUAGUUGAUGGUUAGUGUUAUGUUUUAUUAUUGUUAGGGGUUUUGAAGAAGAAUCUCAUAACAAACACAUACCAACUCAGAGUCACUAAGCGGCUAUGUCACAAACUGAUCUGGAAAAUAAAGAAGGGUUUUCUAAUGGUGUUGUUUCUAGGGAAGGUUGCAACCACGUGUAAGUUGCUAUCAUGGUAAGCGAUAAGAAAAACUUCCAUGCAAACCUAAAGAUAUCUUGAUAAAUGUAUCUAUUUUUGUACAGAAAUUUAGAUAAAGAACCCCUACUUAACAUUCCUGCAUCAAUUGAUAUGUAAGUUAAGAGUAAGUAGCUGGCAGUGUUGUCGAUUUCGAAUGAAAUGUUGAACUUUCUACCUCCGUAUUGGAACAUAAAAAUGCAGCUGUUCUUCAGAUUUGCUACUGAAUCUAAAACCAAACGAUUCACUUAAUGUCUGAACGCAACUGUCUUCACAAACAGAUCAAGUUUCUGUCAUGAUGUAGGAUAACGAGUUGAUGAGCCGCGAUCAUUUAGAGUACGAUGUACUAGAUGACGUCCGUACGCAGGUAGAAGGUUUAGUGUUGAACAAUAUUUGCCAGAGCACCCGUUACAGCCCGGCACACUCCAUUCAUAAGUCCCCUGAAUGUGCUCUCUCCGUAGGGCCAGGAACGGACGUGUGUCCAUCGAGAUUCUCUAGGCAGAGUUUGCCUACCGACCCACACUGGCUAUCCUUGAGUAAACUGGGGGUACCGGGAGGCAAUAUUAAACCUUCUUAUACUUAAAGAAUGCCAACCAAAGAUGUUCACUGGUAUUUCUUGAAAUGUUUGUACUUAAAUUGAAUGCUAGUGUUACUCGAAUGAGAUGAGAGCUAUCUAUAUUUCAAGUUUAGCCUAUUUGAAAAGAGCCAUUUAUGACCACUAUGUUGAACUUCAAGAUGCGAGUUACCUCAGUCGGCUCCAACUACAUUAGUCGCAAGUAACUCAUUGUAGACAUUCUAUUGACUUUCUGAAAAGUUAUAGUAGUUCAGCUAUAAUAGUAAAAAAGGCAUGAGUAAUUACGGCAGUAGAUUAGACAAGCCAUUUUUUGAGUCCUGUUUCAAAAUAAAUUUUCUCUAUUGAAUUUCUUUAUCGAUCACAGGGAUGUGUAUAAACGUAGCACAAAGUGAGAAGCGUCUGGAUUCUUUAUGAGAGUGUCGCGUUCGAUGAGAAGUGUAUUGUUUAGAGCCGUUAAAAUCCAACACCCAGUGUGCGUGAUGGUAUUUUUUCUAAGAGACUUUUAAAGACCCUGUGAGGAUCUGCUGCUGUCCCUACCUCUUCCCUGUCUCCCUUCCCGCCCUACUAUGAAUGAAUCAACGAAGUAGACUAAUGUUGAAUCUUGUGCUACUUGUUAUGUAUAACUAAUUAUGAAUGAUAAAUCUCUUGGUGAUGUUUCUGCUGCAGACCGUCUCCAAACAUUCCGGUCGAUUGCGUCACAAAGCACUCUAGUUAAGUCGACUUCAAGAGAGGUCCAGUUCACUGACUGGUGGAAGGUACCUUAUCAACUAGUGUGGCCUGGCCGAUCAGUAUUCUCUUGCUAGUUCGUUGCCAUGCGUAGAAGCUAAUCGAAAUUCUGCUAUGCUUUCAAUAUACUAUCUAUUUAGCUUUAGGGGCUUCUGUAAUGGAAAGGAUAUAAAUUUUUUCUGAGACGUCAUGUCAUUUUUGUUUGAUACGCGCGCAAAGAAAGCUUUGAAAAAUAAGGGAAUGUUUGAUUAAGUCCUAUCUCUGCAUCAAAUUAAUUGUACUGUAGUUGCUAGACCUCCGUUGAGUCCAGUCGUUUGGUUAGUGUAAGUUACGUCACGCCUCUUCUAACUAUUAUCACUCUAAUUCUUCUACUGAUUGAGCGUUAGUCACUUCUGUAGUUUGAUUUUUCUUCUGGUAAAUCAAUUGACUGGGAGCAGCAAGUUCAUAAAUGCCUAAUUCUGUCGUCGGACCGAGUUAUGUUAAUACCGGCGCGAAGACAAAUUCGUCGUUUGGUUCACUCGUACGAUAAUGAUCUCGACAAAUGAUACUCACCGUUUACGGUUGUAUUUGCUCUUAAGAAAAACUCAUUAAUAAUGGAUGCAAAUUUGCUUGUAGUGGUCAUGACUCAGCUGUGCAGUGUCUGUUUUAGGCGCCACGUCGAGGUCAUCUCACUCCAGCACCGUAUCAAACUGCUCGACUUUCUCUUGUGUAAAAUGCUCGGAGCAACAGAUGCUGGUUGGGAAUACAAUUUUGAAAUAAAGUUAAUUAUCUGCAUGAGAGUGAGAUGGUCUCUACGAAGGUGUGUAUGUGUCGUCAUCCAUAUUUGUAUGUUGCUGGGGAUCAAGUAGAACACACUCAUUCAACUACGGAUGCUCGAAAGUCAAGCAGCCAAAAUUGAACCCAAUGUCAACCAUUUCAAGGAAAAUGUAAAUUCGGUAGCAAACUCUUUUAAUCGACAUGCACCCCUUGCCAAGAUUCUGAGUUCUGAAUUUUUGUACUUUGACUCCUGCCCAAACGAUGCGCCAGCUGACGCGGCAGCACCUCACUCGCUGGUUAUGAAACGAAAGCCGAUGGGUUCAAGGGAUCACCUCGUGUCUAGCAUCGUACGUACGUAAUUUCUAAUGUAUUAUUGUCUCUUUGUCAUCUUGUAUAUUAUUCAGGUCUAGUUUUGAAUAUUGUUAUUCCUAUUAUUCUGAGAGGAAGGCGUGUGACGAGGAGAGCAGCACAUAAAUGACAAAAUUAAAACGGUAAACCUUGUCCAGAGCUUUAAAUGCUCCAUUGAGAAUUUUUUAAAUCAAGUUCUUCUCUCCUCGCGCCAUGCUGUUCCGUGUGUCACUUCUAUUUAUUGUAUAUGUAAUGUAAACUUUUCUCCGGUUUGUGUGUUGUAGCCUAUAGGUUAAAUCCUCAUCUUCUUUCUAACGCCGCCUUGCUCUAUCCUGGCUACUGCAGUAGUACGCGGUGUCAACGGCGACAGCGGUAGCGAAGUCUGCUCUCUCUCUCUAGCCGCAUCAUUUACACCAUCUAAUAUUCUUUGACUAACUCGCGCCUGCUUGCAAACAUUCGUGCAAUAUUAGUGCUCAAUCCAUUAGCUGUUAUGCCUUGUAUGAUUCUCAUAUCUGUUCAUUGAACGAAGCAUGACUUACCGUCAUCUACCUGCUAAUACUCGUAAUGUAAGCAAGCCCGGAACUCGUUCUUUAAAGUUUCUGGCUUGUUACUAGUCCACGCUCCUGUAGUUGCAUUAUAAUUUAUCUCAGAAGCAUUCGAUGAUCUAUAUAUAGUAAGAGGACUGACUGUAUAGGACCAAUUUAGUCAGGAAUUCUUCCAAUGCUCUCUUGAACUUGGUAUGGCCGAUUUAUUGGUUUCGAGCAUGCAUAUGCAUUGAUUUAGUGCUGCUGCUGCUGCUGCUGCCGCCGUCGUUACUGCUCCUAAGCUGCCCGCUUGUCUGUAACUUAUGGUUUCCAGUCUUUAUUCGUCCCUGGCGUAAGAGUCUUCUUGCAACUACUCCAGCUCAAGGUACUGAGGUCUAGUACAUCUGCAGUAGCUGAUUCUUUUAAUGUUGAUAGCAAUUAAUGUUAUUGCCAUUUCGAUUCUAUCUGGAGAUAGGCCAAAAUAUCUUCGCUUAACUACUCCUAAAGGCGCUUGUACUCUUCCGUCGUUGCUCUACGAAAAGCAAUUCCAGAUUAAGAGCACGGGACUCGAAAAAUCGCCGCGGGUGUAAGAAAUCUCCGCAUUUCGUGAGCUGGAGAAGUGGCAUGAGGAGGGAAGAUUGCACCUCUUGGUAUUUCGUCUCCAGAUGUCUCUAGCACGUAAGUCUUUUAUCUUGGUAAUUAUCAUUAUGAUUAUUUAGAGUAAUCUUGUAUUGAGGCAUAUAGCAUCAGCGCUUCUCUAAUUUACCGUAGAAUAUUAAUCUUGUAUUUAAUGUAUAAUUAGUAUAUGUUUGCUUGUUUACCUUACUAAGUGCUGAGGCAUCAGUCUCUUUCAUUUACUAUUCGUUCGGUGUUUGUGCGCGCUGAUAACUUAUUUUCAACGCACUAUGAGAAAUGAGAUAGGCGAUUCUCUUACCGACAGCCAAGAGAAUGUAAAGUUGCAAUUCACUCUCAUCCAUCGAAUCAGUCUAUUGAGACUGACCAUCAUAGAUACAAUUGUGGAGUACUUUGUGUUGGGUUAGUCGAGGAUUAGUUGAGUGCUAGAGCCUACCACCAUUGCUAUCAUCUUACUGUGGCACCAUAGCUGGACUGCCUUUACUUCUGUCCCAUUAACUUGGGUUAUUUGUCUUUUAUCAGGUGUAAUACUAUGCUUCUAAUGCUUGUGUCCUUCUUAAUAACUGGUUAGCUAUGAGUUUUUCUUGUGUCGUGCAUUUGUGUUGGAUUACCCAGUUCUAGUCGGAGGCACUAUCUUAGGUUAGCGCUCUCUUGUAGAUUAUAUGGAUGAUUGGCAUUUUGUGUAGCUACAGAUAAUCCUAGCAGCCUUGCCUCUUCUAUCUCAUUUGGUUCAGCGCCUGGUCGAUGCCCCGUCUCUUUAUCUUGUGCUUUUUUCGUGGUACAUGCCGGACCUUUGUAUCUGGCGCCCGUUCUCAUUUGUUAGGUAAAAGGAUGGUCAUCAGAUGGAGUGAGGCACUUGCUUUUCAAGUACCAGCCUCCACCUUUUGGCUCUCUUGUUGAGAUCAUGUCGAUUCACUUUAAGGAUCGCUAUCAAUGAUACCUUACUGCGUGUCGUGAGAUCUCUUCAACCCAACUAUUCAUUCACCAGUGAAUCGAACCGAUAUUGAGCUUAGGUGAAUCAAUUGAUCUUCGCCAAUGAUUUGAUGAUGUAACCGGUAAAAACUUGCAAUUUACAGUGAAUAUUGACACAGAUUGAUUGAACACUACAGAGCUUUUGUCAACACUCAGCAGCAUAAACUCCCAUUACGGUUCACUGGUGUUCUUGAUAUAGCUGGCGACAAAUUUAGGAUCUUUUAGUUGAUUCUUCAUACUCGCCGUGUGCGUACUCGUGCUAUUUGCUUAUUUUGGCCCUAUCAGCAAGCGAGUUCUCGGUCAAGACCCGAAAAUAUUUAGAAAAAGUUGAUCAGAGCGCGAAGUCCAAAAGUACCCUAUAUUGCUUGGAGAAAAACUGAAACGAUGCGUGUGUGUUGCUAUGGGAACCACUCGAUCCUCGUAAGGCUAUAAUCGGACCCUUCAUCGCUCGGUACGAUGAUCACCAUCAGUGCGCACCAAGUCCUAACCACUUUGGCCAGUGUCGGAACUUAGCGUCCCUGGUGCCUCUAACCUCAUUUUUUCCUGUUGUCGUCGUUACGCACAUACGGGCAAGGAAGCUCAAUAGUGCGAGCGUUACGAAGACGUUCAUGCUCCCGGUCGCACAAACGCAGUACUUUCUAGAAGUGCACUGCUUGCUCUCAAGGGAAUGAAAAAACGAUGGAAGGGUUAAUUCUGGGUGACGUUGUUCCGACACUGAUCGAUUCCCUCACUAAAUCCCCUUGCUAUUGGGAUGCAGCGGUCUCCCCUCGUCUGUCAUGUGUCCCUACUAUUGUACUCACCCUCGACUUAGCGUUGCUCCUGAUCAAUUUUUGUACACCAGCGAUGCAGAGAAGUCUUGUUGUUUCCGAAGGUAGUUUUGGUUGUAUUGCAAUAUUUGUACUUUUCCAUGUUGAAACCUUAUACAAUAAAUUAUUGCAAGAUAUGUUUAA
Hyalella azteca is the source of this 9084-nucleotide messenger RNA. RefSeq names its product ELAV-like protein 1 (gene fne). Gene Ontology annotation, molecular function: RNA binding. The record is from RefSeq and is a predicted model, not a curated record. The coding region runs from base 255 to 1466 and encodes 403 amino acids. Lineage: Eukaryota; Metazoa; Arthropoda; Malacostraca; Amphipoda; Hyalellidae. The transcript has 8 exons. Gene Ontology annotation, cellular component: ribonucleoprotein complex.